Sphenostylis stenocarpa is the source of this 930-nucleotide messenger RNA. The record is from the annotation of a GenBank genome assembly. NCBI's taxonomy places the organism in Eukaryota, Viridiplantae, Streptophyta, Magnoliopsida, Fabales, Fabaceae.
AUGGGUUUAGCAAUAAGGCUGAGGCUAUGGUUGUUUGUGCAUCUGGAAACAGAAAUGGGUUCUUGGGCUACAGUAUCUGUUCUGACUAUUCCAUGGGAUCAUUAUAAACUUAGGAGUAUUGGUGUGAUUAAGUCAAGCCAAGAUGUAUCUUAUUUUCAAACCAAACAACAAGUAGGAACUUGGGAAGAACCAGAUACUGGAAGUGACAGUGAGUCUGACGAUGAGGAAGUUGAACAGGCAAACUUAGUGUUUGAAAGUAAUUUUGAAGAGGAAGGGAUGAAGACUUCAGUUGUUGCUGAUGUUAAUAACAUAACUUCAAGGGACAAAUAUGAAGAACUUAUUAAGAAAGAGGUUGAACAGCUUUUGGAACCAGAAGAAAGAGCAAUAUUGGAACAGAAUGUUACUCCUAACUUGGAAAAAAUUUCAACUGCAAAAUGGAGCCCGCUGCACACUCUUGUGCUAUCGAUGCAGAUGAGUUGUGUGGAUAAGCUUCUUGAAAAUGGUGUUGAUAUUGAUUUACCUGAUAAGGACGGUCUUACUGCACUUCAUAAGGCAAUUAUAGGUAAAAAAGAUACUUUGGUUAGCCAUCUUUUACGGAGACGUGCAAGUCCACAUGUUAAGGAUAAGGAUGGAGCCACUCCACUUCAUUAUGCAGUCCAAGUUGGUGCCAAGAUGACUGUUAAAUUAUUGAUUAAGUACAAGGCUGAUGUCAAUGUUGAAGAUAAUGAAGGUUGGACCCCCUUGCACGUUGCCAUUCAAAGCAGAAAUAGAGAUAUAGGAAAAAUUUUGUUAGUCAACGGUGCUGAUAAAACAAGAAAAAAUAAGGACGGAAAAACAGCCCUGGAUCUAAGCUUAUGUUAUGGGAAAGAUUUUAAGUCUUAUGACCUUGCCAAAUUACUGAAGACGGUUCCAGCUGAUAGCUGUCUAUGA